AUGCGCGUCGCUAAGGAAUUGCAGGACGGCGAUGUGGUGAAUCUGGGCAUCGGCAUACCUUCGCUGUGCUCGCAGUUCGUGCCGGAGGGGCGCGAUGUGCUGUACCACAGCGAGAGCGGCGUGCUGAACUUCGGCCCGGUGGCGGAGGAGGGCGAUGAGGAUGUUGACCUGACGAAUGCGAGUGGGCAUUUCCUGGCGUGGUAUCCGGGGAUGUCGUUCUUUCACUCGGCGGACGCAUUCGCCAUGAUUCGCGGCGGGCACAUAGAUGUGACGGUGCUGGGCGCGCUGCAAGUAUCGGCGUCCGGCGACCUUGCGAACUGGAUGCUGCCGGAACGCGGCGUGGGCAAUGUUGGCGGCGCGAUGGAUCUGGCUGUGGGCGCAAGGCGCGUCAUAGUUGCAAUGGAGCACACGGACCGCAGCGGUCAGUCGAAGGUGGUGCAGGAGUGCAGCUACCCACUGACUGGCAAGGGGUGCGUUGACCUGAUAGUUACGGACAUCGCCGUGAUGGAGGUGGCAGAGGAAGGGUUGGUGCUGCGCGAGGUCGCGCCGGGCUGGUCUGCGGAAGAGGUGCAGGCGCGAGACGGACGCGACGCUUAUAGUAUCGCCAGAGGUGCAGGAGAUCGAACUGUAAAGCCACACGUGUGA
Messenger RNA from Geodia barretti, 645 nucleotides. The record is from the annotation of a GenBank genome assembly. NCBI's taxonomy places the organism in Eukaryota, Metazoa, Porifera, Demospongiae, Tetractinellida, Geodiidae.